Molecule: messenger RNA, 798 nt
Organism: Ostreococcus lucimarinus CCE9901
Lineage: Eukaryota; Viridiplantae; Chlorophyta; Mamiellophyceae; Mamiellales; Bathycoccaceae
Exons: 1
Coding region: 1-798 (265 amino acids)
Biological process (GO): meiotic chromosome segregation
Cellular component (GO): nucleus; chromosome, centromeric region
Source: RefSeq, a predicted model, not a curated record
AUGGUCCGAACGACUGUGGAAGAGGAGAAGCGACGGUGGAUCGAAGAGCUUCGCGCGGCGCGGGAUGAUGUGUGUCGGUUGAGAAUCGAGCUCGCGCACGCGAAGGAGAAGGCGAAAAUGAGUGGAGGGAGGCGCGAGGCUUCUAAAUCGAUCGACGUUUACGCGGACGAAGAGAGCGACGAAGACGCAUCGUCGUCCGAUUCCGACGCGCGUGGUGAGAGUGAAAGCUUGUCGUUGACGGAAGCGGCGGAAACGUUGCGUGAGUUGUCUCUCGCGCUCUGCGAUGCGGCGAUCGAGCGUAGAGUCAUAAAGAAGCAGACGCCGAAGAAGCGCGCCAAGGCGAAGAAACCGAUCGGCAAGUCCACGGCGAAAACGAAAGAGCCCAAGCAGACGACACCCGUGGGAGAGACGGCUCGACGCGCCCUGCGCGCGAGACACGCCAUGAAAGUAUUGAAUUACGCCGAGCCGAGCUUGAAGACGAAGCUUCGACGUCCGAGCGGGUUCGACGAGAUCGAAGAACGCAAAGUCGUCGGCCCGCUCGCGCUUUCGCCGCCGCGCCCGCUCGCGCCGCCGCCGUCGCCGGAAAAUUCUCCCCCACCGCCUCGCGACGCAUCACCGGCGCCAGCGUCCACCAUCAAAACGCACGCCAGUCCACCCGCGAGAUCUCCGCUCGACGUCAUCGCCGACGUCCCCAGAAUCGAACCGCCGUCUUCGCCGAUUCGCCGGCGCGUCGCGCGUUCGAUUCCGCGCGUCGACUACCUCGAGCCCGACCUCGUUCGCAAGAUGCGUCGACCGUGA